CAAUCUUUGAGAGCGAUCUGAAACUAUAUUCUUGAUCUCCUUACGCACCUCAGCUCAAAAGAAAUAUGACCUCUGGCUGCCUCUAAUUGGAUCAUAGAUGUUGUGAUCGUGAGGGACGGUUUCGGAUCACAUGCGCAUUUCCAUGGCAGUAAAACUUUAAUGUAAGCUGCGGCAAAGAGCUCAUUCAAUCUGCCUUGAAUCGGCGUCUGAGGCUGGAAGCUGCAAAAAGAGUAACUACCGUUACCUUCACAGCUGAGCCUGCAAUGCCCGUUUGAUACUAAGUCCAGCUCUAGUCUCAGUCCAUGCCCACAUUAAUGGGCUCCUGACAACAGAAUUCAAGUUUUGUUUUCUCUUUAUGUAAAGAUCAAAUAAGCAGAAUAAUGAAUCAGGGAAUCUGGAAAGUCUACAAGAGCAAAGUGCUGAGGAGUUUCAGAGCUGAAGAGGAGGAAGAAGUGAAAGAACAGAAGAAUGACUCCGUGAUUGAUAUGGCUACAGAUGAAGGCUCCAGUUCUGUCUCACAGUUGGCAAAAAAGGUACAAGGGGCUAGUGCAAAAGGAUGGAAAUGCAUGUCCUCGCUUUUCAACAAGGAUGAUGAACACAAGUUACUUUCAACUGAGAACACUGCCCCAGUCGAACAUGUCCUUUCAGAGCCGGCGCCGAAAGAGCCCGAGAAGAAACUGACCGGGUUCUGGGACGCGUUCGCCACCAAAUGGAACCAAACCUCCGAGGCCAACAAGGUCAGCGAGGGCGCAGGAGAAGGUGAGGCCGAGGCGGCUGCAAUCCCCGCACACAGUGAAGAUGGAGGGACCGAGAACACAGUGAGUUCCCGGGCCUACACCAACCUGGAGGCGACCAGUGACCCCGGCUUCAAGUGGAACUUUGUAACCAGCAAGUUGGCGGAACUGAAAAAUAGAAACAUGCAAAAAAGCAACUAGGCACACAAGGGGGAGGGGAAUGCUCCUGAAAACGGACAGCAAACAGAGGGAAGUAUCAUAAGAACAUCAUGAACAUGACAAAAUCCCCUUAGAUAGCGACGUCGGUGUAAAAUAACAGGGAGUUAUAGAAAUAAAACCCGGCCGCUGCUGUUUGAAAUAACGAUAGCCUAAAGCUGAAGUCGUUUCUUAUGUUGCAUUCUACAUUAUUUACAUCGCUUCACACCUCAAGAACAAACAAAAAAAAUUGAAGGGUAAUCCCGAAGUCUCUGGGUUCAUAUCACAAUCUGCUCCUUUCAAAAUUGUGGUGAAUACAUUUACUGGGAUAAAUUUUAGAUACACAAGGCGGGUUGAUUGUAUGCCCGUCUUAUACCCCCGAUGCCAACCAAACCAACCCCUUCCAUUCAGCACCCAAGCCCAGACCCACAAAAUCCGUUUCAAAACUUGCCAGAUAAUGUUUGCAGGUUCUGCUCACCACUUUCUAAGCGCCGUAUCAUGGGGCGCAGUAGUCCCAGUUUAAUUUCCUGUUCAAUCUUUCGCCUGUGAAAGUUUCAAAUCAAAAAUCGUGUUAGGAUUCCGGAAAGCAAUGGGCACGAGCUCUGAAAGCGAAAUCUCCGCCUGUGUACAGCCUGGUUGUGUAUACAGAGAGGAAUCAUUCCCCAAGUGUUUAUUCCAACCAUCUAAUGCCGAGGUGUUAGGGAUGGCGGAGGCGGGGAAAAGCAACGAUGGGAUGGGGUGUCGCUGGCUGGACCAGCAUUUAUUGCCCAUCUUCAAUUACCUUGGAGAAGGAAGUGGUGAGCUGCCGGCUUGAACAGUUGUAGCUCUUGGGGGUGUGGGGUAACAUACGACGCUACUAGGAAGGGUUAGGAUUUUGUAUUAGGAUUUUGAUCAAGUGACAUUGAGGAAAUGGUGAUAUAAUACUACGUCAGGGUGCUGUGUGGUCUGGAGGAGAAUUUGCAGGUGAUGGUGUUUCAUCAGCUGGUCUUGUUACUUAUAGGUGGUAGAAACAGUGUGUUUUGAAGAUGCUGUUUUGGACUGAACCUUGUAGCUGGUAUUGAGCUUCAGUGGUGAAUGGAUUGACCCUUGAAAGUAGAGGAUGUGGUGCCAAUCAAGAGAAUGCCUUGUUUGGGAUGGUGCCAAGCUUUGAACGUACUCAUUCAGGCUAGUGGAAACUAGUCAAAUUCUUGACAUGUAUCUUGUAGAUGACGGACGGGUGAGUUAGUUGCUGUAGAAUUCCUGGCCUCUGCACUAUUCUUGUAGCCAUAGUAUUUAUAUGUCUGGUCCAGUUCAGUUUCUGGUCGGUGGUAACCCUCAAAUGCACCUUUAACAUAGUAAAACAUCUCAAUAGACUUAACAGGAGAAAUUAACAAACAAAAUUUUGCACAGAGCUAUGGAAGGAAAAUGUAGAACAUGUGAGAUCGAUUUUAACCAGCAUCUUCGAGAGAGAGAGAGAGCAGAGCGAUUUAGGGAAGUAAAUUUUGAGUUGAUGCAUCAGCAGAGGAAGGCACUGCUGCCAAUGGUGUGAUGAUUAAAACUGAGGAUGGAUGAGAAGCCAUAAUUGGAGGGGUACUAAGGACAGGAAGACUUGUUGGGAUGGAGGAAGUUACAGAAUUGGAUAUGGCUAGGGUGGCCUCGUGAUGGGUAGGCAAUGCUACAGCAACCAGUUAGUUACGUAAUUAAUCAUGGAGAAAAUAUUGCUCAAAUACCUGCCUUCACAAUCAAUAUCAGGGUUUGGCUCAGAACUAUUGUAAGUAUGAUUGAUGGAUGAUACAUUCGCUAAUUUCAAUUAAGUCUAGAGUCCACUUGAUUCUCAUGCCAUACAUUAGCAACAACAGGGAUUUAAGACCGUAGAGUUCUCUUAUUAAACAAUUACAUAGAAUUCUAUAAUUAUAUAGAACAAAUCAGUCCCAGGGAUCACUACAAUGACUGAGAGAGCAAGAUGUGCUAUCAAACCCAGUAUGUCCAGAACAGCAAUAGUUUCCUCUCUCUGACAGAUAUUAACAGUCAGGAUUUGAGUACGAAGCCCCUCAUUACAGGGACGUCUUAUGGGUGGCACAGUGGCUCAGUGGAUAGCACUGCAGCCUCACAGCACCAGGGACCUGAGUUCAAUUCCAGCCUCAGAUGACUCUCUGUGUGGAGUUUGCACAUUCUCUCCAUGUCUGUAUGGGUUUCCUGUGCGUGCUCUGGUUUCCUCCCACAGUCCAAAGAUGUGCAGGUUAGGUGGAUUGGCCAUGUUAAAUUGCCCUUAGUGACUAGAGGUGUGUAAAUUAGGUGGAUUAGACAUGGGAAAUGCAGGGUUACUGGGAAUGGGUCUGGGUGGGAUGCUGUUCGGAGAGGCGGUGGGGACUUGUUGGGCCAAGUGGCCCAUUUCCACAGUGUAGGGAUUCUAUGAAUUAACAGUCUAAUUGUGUCUACUUUCAGUAUCCCUGCACCAACUACCAUUUAUGGCUGUGAGAACAGGUAACAGCAUCCUGCACUUUGUUGAGUCCAGCCAAGACUGGAGACUGACACAUGGGAGUCCUCAAGAGGUUGUCCAACUUGGAGAAGUUCACUGCUUCCUGCAGUAGCCAAUUCUCCCUGAAUCUUGAACUCAGAUCCUUCUUAUGCUUUUUAACAAAUAAAACCUAUUAACUAAAUUAACUAGAUAGCUCCAUAGAAGAGUGCUGUAACUCAAGAUAAAAACGCAAAAGGAAACUUACAGAAUCAAAUUAAAAAUUGAUUUAUUUGCAUGAUAAUACACUCCAGGCCCAGUGGUGCCCAUCUGCCAAGGCAUUCUCUUCUCUCACACUACUCACCAUCAACAUUGGUGUUCAGUGCUCCAGACAGAUAGGGAACAUCUGUCAGCUUCUGAGACAGAAAACAUGGGAAUGCCCUGAUCUGAACUGGGAUUUGGAUCCUGGAUCAUGGACUUAAGUGUUAUCCCAAGUACACCUGCUGCAUUGUUUUCAGUUUUUCCUUUUAUACCUUUAUCGUACAGGAAUGCAGAGCCAGAUGUUUGUGUUGGCUUUAUUGCUUCCUAUAAUAUGCAUGAUUCCAUUGCUUUGUCAGUGUUGUCACUUGCUGUGUA
Molecule: messenger RNA, 3999 nt
Organism: Stegostoma tigrinum
Lineage: Eukaryota; Metazoa; Chordata; Chondrichthyes; Orectolobiformes; Stegostomatidae
Exons: 4
Coding region: 381-935 (184 amino acids)
Biological process (GO): spermatogenesis
Source: RefSeq, a predicted model, not a curated record